GUUACUGUAAUGCUCCAGGUCAUUUUCAAUUUGCUGAGUUGAAAACCCAAACCAAUGAAUCUGCAUUUCCUAUUGGGACAUCUUUAAAGUAUGAAUGCCGCCCUGAGUACUACAGGAGGACAUUCUCUAUCCGGUGUCUAGCCAACUUGGAGUGGUCAGCUGCCCAGGAUGUCUGUAAACGUAAAGUAUGUAAAACUCCUGCAGAUCUUAUGCAUGGCAUACUGCACAUAGACACAGACAUCAACCUUGGAUCCAGAAUUAAUUAUUCUUGUAAUGAAGGGUAUCAACUCAUUGGCCACUCAUCUGCCACAUGUAUCAUCUCAAACAAUACUGCCAUUUGGGAUACAGAGCCACCACUCUGUCAGCGUAUUCAUUGUAAGCCACCACCAACCAUCGCCAACGGAUAUUUCAUUAGCAACAGCAAAGACUAUUUUCCAUACGGAAUAGUGGUGACCUACCACUGCGAUCCUGGAAAAAGAAGGGAAAAGUUUGAACUCGUGGGCGCGAUGUCAAUACAUUGCACCAGCAAAGAUCAAGUGGGCCUCUGGAGCGGCCCUGCCCCUCAGUGCAUCGUACCUAAUAAAUGCACGCCUCCGCACGUUGAAAAUGGAAUAAGGGUGUCUGCGAACAGAAGCUUGUUCUUCUUAAAUGACAUCGUGAGCUUUAGGUGUCAGCCUGGCUUUGUCAUGAAAGGCCCCUCCAGUGUGCGCUGCAGGGCCCAAAACAGAUGGGAGCCCGAGUUGCCCAGCUGCUCCCCGGUUUGUCAGCGGCCUCCAGAAAUCCUGCAUGGCCAGCACAGCCCCAGCGACAAGGACAGCUUUUCCCCUGGGCAGGAGGUGCUCUACAGCUGUGAGCCCGGCUAUGACCUCCGAGGGGCCGCCUCUCUGCGCUGUACGCCCCAGGGAGACUGGAGCCCGGCCGCCCCCACAUGCGCAGUGAAACCAUGUGCUGCCUUCAAGGACCAACUUCCUAAUGGCCAUGUGCUCUUUCCACUUAACUUCGAGCUUGGAGCAAAAGUGUCCUUCGUUUGUGAUGAGGGAUUCCAUCUACAAGGCAGCUCUGCCAGCCAUUGUGUCUUGGUUGGAAUGGAGAGCCUCUGGAAUAGCAGUGUCCCUGUGUGUGAACAAAUCUUAUGUCCAAAUCCUCCAGAUAUUCCUAACGGAAGACACACAGGAAAACCUCUGGAAAUCUUUUCUUUUGGAAAAGAAGUAACUUACACAUGUGAUCCCAAACCAGACAGAGGGAUGAACUUCAGUCUCAUUGGGGAGAGCACCAUCCGCUGCACCAGUGACAGUCGAGGGAACGGGAUCUGGAGCAGCCCUGCCCCUCGCUGUGGACAUCCAGGUUACUGUAAUGCUCCAGAUCAUUUUCAAUUUGCUGAGUUGAAAACCCAAACCAAUGAAUCUGCAUUUCCUAUUGGGACAUCUUUAAAGUAUGAAUGCCGCCCUGAGUACUACAGGAGGACAUUCUCUAUCUGGUGUCUAGCCAACUUGGAGUGGUCAGCUGCCCAAGAUGUCUGUAAACGUAAAGUAUGUAAAACUCCUGCAGAUCUUAUGCAUGGCAUGCUGCACAUAGACACAGACAUCAACCUUGGAUCCAGAAUUAAUUAUUCUUGUAAUGAAGG
This is a messenger RNA of Myotis lucifugus (little brown bat), 1624 nucleotides long. Its product is annotated as complement receptor type 1-like. Lineage: Eukaryota; Metazoa; Chordata; Mammalia; Chiroptera; Vespertilionidae. Gene Ontology annotation, biological process: negative regulation of complement activation, classical pathway. The record is from RefSeq and is a predicted model, not a curated record. The annotation marks the transcript as partial. The transcript is spliced from 10 exons.